This is a messenger RNA of Orycteropus afer afer, 651 nucleotides long. It is a transcript of the gene TEX38, whose product is annotated as testis expressed 38. The record is from RefSeq and is a predicted model, not a curated record. Lineage: Eukaryota; Metazoa; Chordata; Mammalia; Tubulidentata; Orycteropodidae.
AACUUUAUGGAUUCCCCACGGGAGGACCUGAGCCUCCCUGGAGUGUGGGUCUCUCUGUACUUUGGAUUCCUGGGGCUGUGUUCUGUCGUAACUGGUGGCUGCAUUCUCUUUCUGCACUGGAGGAAGAACUUGCGGCGAGAAGAACGUGCCCAGGAGUGGGUGGAUGUGAUGAGAACUGCCACAUUCACCUACAGCCCACUGUUGUAUUGGAUCAACAAGCGUCGACAGUAUGGCAUGAAUGCAGCCAUCAACAUGGGCCCACCCCCUGCUAUCACCAAGGCUGAGACUGAGGCCCAGAAUCCAGAUCUUCUGUGGGAGUUGGAUGUCCCUGAGGAUGGGAACCAUGCUGUUGAAGAUAGCAGCCCCAAAGCAGAGGCCCCUGUUGCCCUGCAACCUGCACUGCAGCUGAUGCCACAACAGCCCCUACCUACCACAAUGCUGCAGCCUCAGGCCAGCUCCCCACUCCCGAGUCCCAUCUUUGAGGAGGUGUCCUUUGGCCUUUCUCUGUGCAACCUACCCCCUAUGCUGAACCAUUCUGUCUCCUACCCUUUGGCUGUCUGUCCCGAGAGGAGCACCCACUUCCACUCCCUCCCCACAAUGGCCCAUGGUGACCAGCACACCAAUGCCAGGCCUUUCACUUCAGAAUUGUAG